Molecule: messenger RNA, 1088 nt
Organism: Aspergillus saccharolyticus JOP 1030-1
Lineage: Eukaryota; Fungi; Ascomycota; Eurotiomycetes; Eurotiales; Aspergillaceae
Exons: 2
Coding region: 217-960 (247 amino acids)
Source: RefSeq, a predicted model, not a curated record
GCGUAGUACAAGACUCUGCACAUGUCAUUGGGCCAAUCCUCCCGCUAGAUUCGGGCCCAAGUCGCAAGUGUCACUCCGCCGACCAUCUCAGAAUGCGCCGAUCCAGGAUGCGCACGAUGAUAAAAAGGAGACGCCGGCCUCUUCCUUCCGCGUGGUCGUGGCUUUCACUACCUACUUUGUAUUGAAACCCCCGUUGCAUGAAUUCCCUCUCCCGCCAUGACUAACGACACGCGGACCUGCUACUACCCCUCCGGCGAGGACGCUGGGAGUAGCAACGUCCCUUGCUCGUCUGACGAGUACACUUCCUGCUGUGGACAAAACGACCUCUGUCUUUCCAACGGGCUCUGUCUAAGCGUCUCCCAUCAACCCUACGUUUUGAGUCGAGGCGCCUGCACAGAUCCACAGUGGGGCUCCAAUUGCUCCCAAUAUUGUCAGGACAAUAAUCCCACGGGGGGCUGUUCGAUCAUCAACCUCGAAUACACGGAUGGCGUUUCGACAUAUUGCUGUGGCACGCCGGUGGCUAAUAGUGAUGAUGAAGUCGUCUGUCCCAAUAAUGCGAGCUCGUUUGAAGUCCCGACUGGUCACGCCGUGGUGGGGUAUGCGAUGCUGGCGAAUGUCUCCUCUCUCGAUGCAACGGCGAAGACGACCUGCUCCUCGUCAAAUACGACCACCACAGUCCUGGCCACCUCGACCGCCUCGUGUCCGAGUGGCGCUUCUGGUCAUGAUACCGCGAUUGGAGCGGGAGUAGGAGUCUCGCUGGGGGUGGUGGCUCUGGCCUCGAUCGCAUGGGCAUUGUUUGAACGGAGGCGCGCGACCGCAAGGAAACUGGUGGAGUUGCCGGCCGAUCCCCGCCAGACGGCGCAGGUUUAUACGCAACCAUUUCAAUCUGGUGGUGGGCUGGUCCCAGCUGAGUUGGAUGGGGCGAAGCGGCCCUCGGAGCUGGCUACUCCUCACCCUUGAGCCCCAGUCAUUGAGGGAGUUUUCUACAUAGUUGAUUACCUGAAUAUCCUUGCGCAGCAAGUAGUAGCGAAGAGCUGCCCUAGCAUAGCACAGCACAAAAAGGAAGCAGCAAGUACUUAAUAAUGGAG